CCACCAGUACACGGUAAACAAAUUCACACAAAGUGCACCAUCACGCAUUGCAUCAUGUGUGCGUGCAGUGCUGCGUGAAUGAGGUAGCUGUGAAUUCCGAGGCAUUGGAGGGCUUUUGUUUGUGACCGCGAAUUUCGCCAAACUACAGCGUUGAACCGGAGAAGAUUCAGCCACAAUGUCGGAAGGCGCUCUGCAGACUGAUUUCAUGACCCUGACGCGUUUUGUUCUCGAGGAACAACGCAAGAUUCCCGGCGCAACUGGCGAGUUGACUCAACUGUUGAACUCACUUCUGACCGCCAUCAAAGCCGUGUCGUCUGCUGUACGUAAAGCUGGAAUUGCUAAACUGUAUGGCAUAGCAGGCAGUACCAAUGUAACCGGGGAUGAACAGAAGAAGCUGGACGUCUUGGCCAAUGACCUCUUCAUCAAUUCUCUCCGCUCCUCCUUCACGACCUGCGCCCUCAUCUCAGAGGAGAAUGAAACGGUGAUCGAGGUCGAUGCUGAGCAGAGGGGGAAAUACAUCGUUGCCUUCGAUCCACUCGACGGAUCGUCCAACAUAGAUUGUCUUGUCUCCAUUGGUUCUAUUUUCGGCAUCUGGAGAAAUGGAGCCAGUGAUGCGCCCACCAAUGAACAGAUCUUGCAGCCUGGUCGGAAGAUGGUUGCAGCAGGCUACGCUCUCUACGGUAGCGCCACAAUGGUUGUUCUCUGCACAGGGGGUACCGUCAAUGGCUUUAUGCUGGAUCCUGCCAUCGGGGAAUUUAUCCUGACAGAACGUAACAUCCGUAUCAAGCCACGCGGCAAGAUCUACAGCAUCAAUGAGGGGUACACAGAACAUUGGUAUGAUGAGAUCAAGGAAUACGUGGAAACCAAAAAAAACACAACUCCAGAAAGGGCGGCAUACGGCUCCCGUUACAUCGGUUCCAUGGUAGCUGAUAUGCAUCGCACCUUGGUGUAUGGUGGAAUCUUCUUAUACCCAGCACACAAGAAGAGCACAAAGGGGAAGCUUCGGCUUUUGUAUGAGGGUAAUCCCAUGGCCUACGUUGUGGAGCAUGCUGGUGGCUUGGCAACAACCGGUGAAGAAAAUAUCUUGGACGUCCAGCCCACCAACAUCCACCAGCGCUGCCCGGUCAUCAUGGGCUCCAGUGAAGAUGUCAAAGACUUCCUCGCAAUUGUCGAGAAACACAAGAAAUAAUUGGAUGGCUUCGCGUGUCACGUGAUGUUGGUUAGAUGUCUUUGACUUUAACCAAAGCUAGACUUCAGAGCAGUGUUGCAUUCGAGUCCAUCAGAAGUCCCUGAAAGUCCCUGUAAGUCCAUCUCAAAUCAUUCAGUCUUAAUCCACUUCACAGGCUAUUCAAAUGAGCUGUGACAAAAGUAUUCUUUUGUCAUUGUUCACCCUGUUACUUGUCACUGGCCUUGUCAAGGGACUUGUUUUAGACUCGAAUACAACACUCCUUCUUAGGGUAUUCGCUUCUGUUGUUCCUUCUCUAAUUGAUGGCUGUGUGAAUGGCUGUGUACUAAAUGCGUAAAUUUUUCUUUAUAUAAUCGAAAGAACUUAAAGGUUGAGGUUUUCCUGAUUUUGUUGGUUACUAUGAAUGGCUUUUUGUAGUUUUCUUUUCUUCAUCUGUAAUGUCAGUUCGUUUUGUACAAAGUACAACCACUUUCAAUGGUGGCCAAUUCAACAGGACUGUAAAUUUUUCUUUAUAUAAUCGAAAGAACUUAAAGGUUGAGGUUUUCCUGAUUUUGCUGGUUAUUAUGGAUGGCUUUUUGUAGUUUUCUUUUCUUCAUCUGUAAUGUCAGUUCGUUUUGUCCAAAGUACAACCACUUUCAAUGGUGGCCAAUUCAACAGGACUGCGUUGUGAGCCCUAAUUUUAUUGAGUUCUGGGGAAAAAAAGCGACUAUUAGUAAGCACUAAUCCAUUAAACGCAGUAGUUCACUGUUCAGUGAAUAUACUUUUUACCAGUUGCUCUGCAAACUCAACUUCCCUAUGUUUAAAGAUCCAAUGGGACUGUCAAGGCAAAUGUAGCUUAUUUGUAAAGAAAAAGUUUAGACAUUGUCACACGAAGACUUCUGUGAAGCAAACGAUUUCCAUACUCAGCAAAUGUGCACGCUGAUGAACAACUCCACGUCUAAUUGGUACCGUGGUCUUCCACUAUCUACAGAAAAGGAUACAACUUCCAACGUAUUGAAGAGAAGGUUUGUUUUAUUUCACCACUGGAUAAGAACAAAAAAUAUCCACAUAUGCAUUUUCACGUUUGAUUCACACUGAACACUAAGCAAGGUUUUGCAGUUCUAUUUGUAGCAGCAAGAAAGAAACGAAAACUCAAUCGUGAUACACAUAUGACAACUUGUUUUGGUUCUCUUAGAAAGAUGGAUUCAAAAUGCAAGCAAGAUUAACUAAAUAUCAGUAGUUUGGACCUCAUGUCGUUUUGAAGUACAUUAUUUUCAUCCUAAUUUUGCAACUGAAAUGAUAAAUAUUUUCUAUUUUUUUCACGUUUAUGCCCGGAUAAUGUGUGUACCCGUAUCUCUAUUUAUGAUUGGACAUUAUUAAAAACAGUUGCUUUGAACUGGA
Acanthaster planci (crown-of-thorns starfish) is the source of this 2566-nucleotide messenger RNA. Its product is annotated as fructose-1,6-bisphosphatase 1-like. The record is from RefSeq and is a predicted model, not a curated record. Lineage: Eukaryota; Metazoa; Echinodermata; Asteroidea; Valvatida; Acanthasteridae. Gene Ontology annotation, cellular component: cytoplasm; cytosol. Gene Ontology annotation, molecular function: fructose 1,6-bisphosphate 1-phosphatase activity. Gene Ontology annotation, biological process: fructose 6-phosphate metabolic process; sucrose biosynthetic process; fructose metabolic process.